Molecule: messenger RNA, 1176 nt
Organism: Alternaria burnsii
Lineage: Eukaryota; Fungi; Ascomycota; Dothideomycetes; Pleosporales; Pleosporaceae
Product: glycoside hydrolase family 43 protein
Exons: 3
Coding region: 1-1176 (391 amino acids)
Biological process (GO): carbohydrate metabolic process
Molecular function (GO): arabinan endo-1,5-alpha-L-arabinosidase activity
Source: RefSeq, a predicted model, not a curated record
AUGAGGAGCGUCGGAACCACCAUCCGGGACUCGGGCCCAGUGAGGUUCACCACCGCAUUACUUACUGCGAUACUCAUCACCAGCGCUACCUUUCUACCACUCCUCGCUCGCGAAGCUGCUGCAAACCCAAUUCCAGCGCCGCGACCACACCCUAACGCUGGACCAGGACCACAGGCAUAUCCAGAUCCACAAGCUGGCAGUCCGACAGUUGAUGGUUUGUACCCAGAUCCAGAACCAUGUCGUGGCAACUGCACAUGGAUCCACGAUCCUAGCAUCUUGUACGAAGACGGUAAAUACUGGCGUUUCUCGACCAGUGGAAACAUCGCUAUUGCGACUGCACCUUCACUAGAAGGCCCUUGGCGCUAUGAAGGCGCUUUGUUGCAUAACGGUACGAGUAUAAUGGUCCACCCAGAACAGGAUAUCUGGGCACCUUCAGUGACGAAGCGAGGAGACACUUACUACUGUCACUACUCUGUAUCCCGUAUCGGUCUCCAGAACUCGUCUAUCGGUGUGGCGACAUCGCUGUCCCUUAAGCCAGGUAGCUGGCAAGACCACGGUGAUAUCGGUCUCCCCCUAUCUCACAAGUACAACUUGAUCGACCCCUUUGUGUACCAAGAGACCCCCAAUGACCCAAUUUACUUCACCUUUGGAUCUUUCUGGGACGACAUCUUCCAAGUUGAGCUAUUCCCCUACGAUGACCUUAUAGCUUUUGGUAGGUGGGCCGCGGACAACAAUCGUAUCAAUAACUUGGUGCGCAAUGGUACUAUCGGCGCCGGAGUCUCUGAAGGUGCUAUCAUGCACAAAGAAAAGAACUUCUACUAUAUAUUCUACAGUGUUGGUCAGUGCUGCAACAAGCCAUCAGACAAGGACGGUCUUGCACCGGAAGGUCAAGUGUACCACGUUGUCGUCUGCCGCUCGGAAGCCCCAACCGGACCCUUUUAUGACCGAGAGGGCAAGAGUUGUCUCGAAGAGAAUGGUGGUACUACGAUCCUCGCCAGUCAUGGCGAUAUCUAUGCGCCUGGUGGUCAGGGUGUCAUGGCGCACCCUGAUAAUGGGAGGACGGUGAUGUAUUAUCAUUAUGUCCGCCAGAGUGUAGGCUACGAGGCCGAUCAGUUCUUCUUUGGUUACAACUACCUCGACUGGGAGGACGGAUGGCCGGUCGUUGUUGUUGCCUGA